GCAAUGGCCAACUAACGCCAGAAGAUGGCGCUAGCUAAUCAACUGAUGCAAGCUGCUGUUUAGAGAAGUGUCCCAUGUCAGGCAGGGCGUGUUACUGUCUCAGCUCUAGCUAGCAGUUUCUUGUCAGACGGGGACCAGGCCAAAUAGUCGUCUUUUCAACACUCGGUGGACUCAUGUUUAAUCUAUAGUAGAUAUGGAUUUCGACGCUUUAUUCAACGAAAAGACAUUUCAGUUUUCGGACUUCCAGGAGUUUACGUUUCUUCCUGGACACCAGAAGUUGAGUGAACGAGUGAGAAAGCGACUGUAUUAUGGCCUGGACAAAGACCUUUCUUUAGAUGGCCUCUCUUGCCCUGUUACAGACAUCGCUGUUGAAAUCUUCCAGAAGUCUGCCCCAAGCCCAAUACGAAAGCUUCAGAAGAAGUAUGCUGCUCAUGUUUCCAGGGAGGCCUGCAUUUCACCAUGUGCCAUGAUGCUGGCUCUAGUUUACAUAGAGAGGCUCCGACAUAGAAACCCUGAAUACCUACAAAAGAUCUCCUCCUCUGACCUCUUCCUGAUCUCCAUGAUGGUUGCUAGCAAGUACCUGUACGAUGAAGGGGAGGAAGAAGAGGUUUUCAACGAUGAGUGGGGAGCGGCUGGGAAGUUGGACGUCAAAACUGUCAAUAACCUGGAGAUGAACUUCUUGAAUGCCAUUGAGUGGAGCCUCUUCACAGAGCCAAAUGACUUAUUUGAUCUACUAAGUCAACUGGAAACCAGCAUUGCAGAGCGUCAGGGGAUGAAGCGUGGCUGGUUCACCUACACUGACCUCUGUGUGCUACUGGAGCAAUCUGCAUGGAGUCAGGCCCUCACAGCCAUCUAUCAGCACUUUACCAAGGUUUCAUGUAUGCUCGGCCUCGUCUAUCUCACCAGUGUGGCUGGCCUCAUCGCCACCAGCGCUGUGCUGCACCAGCUCAGUCUCUCUCAGAGCAGCCAGUCCCUGCUUCUACCUAACGCUGAGAUUAGUCCGGACCUCUCCAACCGAAAUUCAGAAGCUCCUCAUCCAGCCCUGCACCUCCCCCCCUGUGUUCUGGCCAACAACAGUCUGAACCCUCAGGCCGGUGCAAUUGAAAUCAGCCAGGACCACGGACAAAGCCCCCCCUCGGUAUCCUCACAGACAUCAAUAUUGUGUCUCUGGGGCUCCAUGCUUGCCUCAAUGGGUCACAUACAUCCUGAAACAGAUUCUGAUAUGGAAGCUCCCCAAAUCUGGUCUCCUGUCUCCUUCUUCUGUCCUGGUUGUCUUGCAUCCCUCCGUCCUCUUCAGUGUGGGCUUAGAAACACCUCAACACUCUUCGCUCACGGCUCUUUUGAUAACCAUCAUGCAACAUGGCUGGCCUCCAGCCUCCUUGGAUGGCCAGAACCGGGUCUAAACUCUCGCUACACUCCGCCUAUACAACUGGGAUCCUGCCAUCCGGAGUCUAUGUUGCCUGUCGACAAGGCCCAAGCUCUGCUCAUGCCCGGUUAGUCACCGGCAAACUCCACUCCCGUCAAGCUGUGGUAAUGGACUCUGGAAAUUAAACCAACACUGAUUUCAUGACUCAUGACAACUGCCUCAAAACAUGUUACUUUUCCAGAUCUAGAAUACAGGUGCAAAGGCCAGAGUAAUUAGCAACAGACAGAGGAGAUUUCGAAAAUUCACUUAUAGCUCAGCACUGCAGAAUAAAUUUGCCACAAGUAAAAUGCCAUAGUGUCUGUUGCUCUGCGACUUGUUUUAAACAAAGAAUUGGAAGCUGGUUUGUUUUUCUUGGCUGCAACCCAAAUGUUUUGCUACCCACAUUUAUCAUUGUUUGAGAGUUCAGACUGGGAUGUAGGGCCUUGUGUGAUGCGUUUUGAGUUACUACAUUACAGCUGUAAUAUUAAAGCUGCUUGCUACUUGGCAAGUUGAUGAAA
Messenger RNA from Etheostoma cragini (Arkansas darter), 1923 nucleotides. RefSeq names its product cyclin Pas1/PHO80 domain containing 1 (gene cnppd1). Bases 194 to 1498 code for a protein of 434 amino acids. The record is from RefSeq and is a predicted model, not a curated record. Gene Ontology annotation, molecular function: cyclin-dependent protein serine/threonine kinase regulator activity; protein kinase binding. Gene Ontology annotation, biological process: regulation of cyclin-dependent protein serine/threonine kinase activity. Gene Ontology annotation, cellular component: nucleus; cyclin-dependent protein kinase holoenzyme complex. The transcript has 8 exons. Lineage: Eukaryota; Metazoa; Chordata; Actinopteri; Perciformes; Percidae.